Dentiscutata erythropus is the source of this 438-nucleotide messenger RNA. Lineage: Eukaryota; Fungi; Glomeromycota; Glomeromycetes; Diversisporales; Gigasporaceae. The record is from the annotation of a GenBank genome assembly.
AUGGCUUUCACUCAACUUAACAGUGAUAAGGGUCUUACGGAACUUAAUACAUUUUUGGAGGAACAUUCAUAUAUCGAAGGUUCCCACAUGUCGUACGAUGAAGAAGAACGACGUAAAGCUGAACUUCUAGAGGCGUAUCACAAGAAAAAGGCAGCUAAACCAAAGGUUAUUGCUAAAAGUAUGGUUUGUUUAGAUGUCAAACCUUGGGAAGAUACUACUGAUUUGGUUGAAAUGGAAAAACUUGUGAGGGAUAUCACUAUUGAUGGGCUCGUGUGGGGUGCUUCCAAACUGAUUCCCAUUGGCUAUGGCAUCAAAAAGUUACAAAUUUCGUGUGUAGUUGAAGAUGACAAAGUUGGCAUUGAUGAUUUAGAAGAACAAAUCACUGCAUUUGAAGAUCACGUUCAAAGCGUUGAUGUAGUUUCCUUCAACAAGUUGUAA